This is a messenger RNA of Drosophila eugracilis, 1498 nucleotides long. It is a transcript of the gene Gdap1, whose product is annotated as ganglioside-induced differentiation-associated protein 1. NCBI's taxonomy places the organism in Eukaryota, Metazoa, Arthropoda, Insecta, Diptera, Drosophilidae. Gene Ontology annotation, biological process: mitochondrial fusion; mitochondrial fission. The coding region runs from base 257 to 1246 and encodes 329 amino acids. Gene Ontology annotation, cellular component: mitochondrial outer membrane. The transcript has 4 exons. The record is from RefSeq and is a predicted model, not a curated record.
GUGCAAAUUAAUAAGCGAUCGCAGCGGCUUUAGGUUUACCCUUCGGCAGAUCUGAAUUCACUAUAGACGUAGUCGUCGACGGAAGCAGUAGUCUCUGGUUUUCCGACUCAAUCCGGCACGCGCUUACGGCUUUGUUAGAUAGUUUUCGCAACCGUCGGCAAGGCAUGUGAUAUAAGAAAAGCCCUUAUGCUAGUAAAAAUAUAAACUACUAACUUAUUAAAAAAUAAUACAAUAAUUUUAAAUAAAAAUAACAAAAAUGAGUAGCCAGGCCAAAGAAAUCGAGGCUCUGCCGCCCACUGUCCAGGACUUCAAGGCUCCUGAUCUUCCGGACAACAAACCAGUGCUCUUCUUUCAUCCGUACAACUUCCAUGCGCAAAAAGUUCUUAUGGUCUUCUAUGAAAAGAAAAUUGAUUUCUUUCCCUAUGUGGUAGACCUGUGCAAUGGCGAGCAGUAUUCCAAUUGGUUCCUGAACUUAAAUCCUAAGGGCGAUGUGCCAGUGCUCCAAGAUGGUGCCUUUGUCAUUCCCAGCUCGUCGCACAUCAUCAACUAUGUGGAGAGCAAAUUCCGCGGAGGAUCUAAUCUUUCACUGAAGCCCCCGCACAACUCCAAGGAAUUCGACCAGAUGUUGGUCUUUGAACAAGCCAUUGCUCGCCUGCCGGUGGGAACUCUCAGCUUGGGUUCCUUUAUGCAUGAUGAUCUAAAGCUGGUGCCCAAGGCGCCUUUCAUAGGACCCGUGCGUCAGUCCUGCCUGAAAAACAACGAAAAGGUUUUAGAUCUGCUGCGUCACUCCGUGGACGAUCAUUCAACCAACAAAGCAGCACUGCAGCACAAGCUGGACAUUCAAGUGCGUCGGCAUGAAUUAGCCUCUUCCCGUGAAGAGUUCCAAAAAGUUUUAGAUGCCGUACGCCACUUUCUGCUGUACGUGGAGCAGGAGCUAUCAGCUCAGGCACCUCGAAGUGAGUGGCUAACCGGAGACGAACUAAGCGUAGCUGAUAUCUCGCUUGGACUUCUGCUCUAUCGACUGUACCAGCUAGGAUUCGAGAAUUACUUCUGGGCCUUUGGAAAACUGCCACAAGUGGAGGCCUACUUCCUACGUUUCCGACAGCGCGAAUCCUUUCACCGCCUGCAGCCAAGCAACUUCGCCAUUCUGCGUGAGAUGUGGAUGCGGACCCCGGGAAACUAUAAGCUAGGAGCGGGAGCGGGCUUCCUGGGUAUGGCCAUGUUCGCCGCCUUCGCGCACAAGUGAGCGGAGGAACGGGACACCAGACUUUGUUAACAAAUCCUUUUACUGUUAAAGUUGGGCACAUAUAAACACACGAACAUAAGAACGCUUAAACCUACGCACUGCUGAUGAAGGAUGCUGGGGGUGUCAUGGUAAGAUUCCGGCAAAGGAGGAUGAGGAGCAGAACGCAAUCCAGUGCCAGCCUCGGCUGCUUAGUAAUAUCAUUGUUACAUCAUUUCAUCGUCGCUGAAUACAAAAAUUUGGUAUCAAUUCCAA